AUGUUAAAUAGCUCGUUAUAUUAAUCGCCAUAAACAAAAAAUUUGAAAAGUGUCGUUGCUCCCCAAUCCUCAAUAACAGAUAGGAAUGUUUCCCCUAGCAGAGCCAAGAUAGCUUAGCUUAGUGAAAAGUUAUCAGGAUUACAGAUUGAAGAGGAUAAAACAUUGAAAAAGGAAACUUAUGAAUCGAAGUUGAAGCUUUUUGAUGAGAAAUUUUAAAAGGCUUAUUAAAAUGAUUUAAGCAGACUCAAAAUUGUUCAAGACCAAUUAAGCAAAAUUGAAGAAGGAUUAACUAACGAAAAAAUAAUUAGAGAUUCAAGGGAUGAUAAUUUUAAGUAGAGAGACCUAAAGGGUUUAGAGCAGAAUAUAGUUAAGGAAUUACAAAAAGAUAAAGCAUUGAGAAGAGAAUCAGAAUAGAAAGUGGCCAGAUUAAUUGAUGAAAAGUCCUAUUAAUUCAGACUGGAAUUGGCCAAAUAAAAAAAAAUGAGAGAGGAAACAGAAGAAUAGUAUUCUAAUGAAAUCGGAGAAAGAGUCUUAAACUUAGCAGAAGAUGUGUAAAAUGAAAGAAGAGAAAGAGAAGCUGCAUGUUAAGAACUAAUUAGAAGAUUUGGAGAAUCUGUGUUUUAAAUACAGGAGACAUUGACUAAGGAGAAACGAUAAAGACAGGAAUCUCAAUCUUAGAUGUAUAGAAUGAUAGAUGAGAUGAAUAAUAUUUUACAUUUAUAGUUAUAAGAAGAGAAAGCUCAAAGAGAAGCUACGGAAGAAACUAUGCUUCGACUAUUGGAUGAGACAUGUAACAGAGUUGAGAACUCUCUAAGAAGAUGAUGAGAUUUCUAUUAUAUAGUUAAUUACAUUAUUAUAAAUAGUGAAUAUUUA
Messenger RNA from Paramecium tetraurelia, 873 nucleotides. RefSeq lists its product as uncharacterized. The record is from RefSeq and is a predicted model, not a curated record. The transcript is spliced from 4 exons. NCBI's taxonomy places the organism in Eukaryota, Ciliophora, Oligohymenophorea, Peniculida, Parameciidae.